UUUGCUGUUAACUUUGCGAAAAGUCACUGGUUUGCCUGCAUUCGACAUUGUUCGUUCGUUGUCAGCAGAAACCAAGUAAUUUGUGAGCGUCUUAGCGUCUUCUUUCUACCUUUCUUUGUUGUGAGAAUGUCUUUUGAAAGACGAUUAGUGAUGACAGAGUGAGGGGGAGGGUUGAGGAGAUAGAGGGUAGGGAUUUGGGCGUGCCGUUGAAUAUUUUGGAGAGAGAGGAUGAAAGAAAGGAGUGUUUCAACCCUGAGGAAGAGAUUGUUGGUGAGGUGAUGGGGUAUGAAACAUCUUUGGAAAAUAGGGGUGGUUUGGCCCACUUAGUUGAGAACUACGGGGUGCUUGGGCGUGUGUUGGUGAGGCCAGCGGGGAAGAGAGAGAGGGCGUGCUCGGCUCCGGGGGACCAUUGGAUGCCCCUGUACUCCCAUUAUCUGGUGGCUGGGUUGCGAUUCCCCAUCCUAGAUCUAUUGGUGUGGUUGUUGUUGAAGUACUGUUUGGGGUUAACGCAACUCACCCCCAAUGCUGUGAGUGGUAAGGAGAAGGGGUGGUACUAUUUUACGGGUCGGGUGGUUAAUAAACAAAGAAAUGGUUUGUUUAGCGCUGGGCCAUCUUCCAUCAAAGGAUGGAAAGGUAAAUUCUUUUUUGUGGAUGACACGGAGUGGGAUAAGACUGAUGUUGAGGUGGAACACUUGAGCCGCUGGAAGGCGACAGGGUUAAACCUUAAUGAGUAUAGCCUGAUCCCGGGGGAGUUAGAGGAUGUGAGGAUGUUGGAGAGGGGGGGGGAGAGCCGGUUGGAUGUUAUGGAGUAUACGAGCCAGAGGAUAAGAGAUGAACAAGUUUUUGGAGGCAGCCGCAAUAUUGGGGAUGAAGUGACGGUUGUUGAGGAGGGGCCUAUUAUUGCAAAAAGGAAGAGGAUGGAGCAACAAGAGGUUGUGAAGGAGGUACCAGAGCCUAUGACUUCAUCCCUCCGUAUAGAGGGGACUUCUUCAGCCACAACUGUUGAGUUCGCGGCUGCGCUUUGGGAGCAAGGCCAGCGUGCGAAGGAUGAGGUGGUGGCUAGAGGUUCAGUUGGCGUUAUAUGUCAGGCGCUUGAGGCUGUGAACCUUAUGAAUGCUUUAGCUAAUGAGCAUCACGAGAGUUUAAAGGAGAGGAAUCAGAUGAGGAAGGAUAAUGCCAAGCUCAUCAAGAAGAAUGAGGAGGCCGAGGCAGAGGUGGCAAAGCUAAAGGCGGAGAUGGAGGAACUCCGAAAGGAGAAUGCCACUCUAAAGAAGGACUCGGAGCUCUCGUACCAAAAUAGGAAGAUCUGUGAGGACGAGCUCGAGAAGAGGGAAAAAGAGUUAGAGGAGGUGGCGAAGGCAGCAGUUGAGUUGGAGCUUAAGGUUCACAACUCUAUUGAAGAGCUUGUGGAGGGGUUUCUGAAGUCCAGCACAUUUGAGGAUAUCGUCAACCUCUACCGGCUCCCUACUGCAAUUGUGGCCUUCUCUGACUGCCGGAAGAAGGUAAAGUUGCAGUAUCCUGAUGUGGAUGUGAUGAAGAUCAUGGACAAUAGAGGUCAAACCAUUUUGCCUCCGAAGUUUAGUUUUGAGUUCGUGGCAGUGGGUGACGACGGAUCCGAAGGUGCUGACAACCUAGACCAGCCUGUUGACUAAACUUCGCAUUUUUUUUAAGGAGAAAUUGUUUGUAAACGAUUAGAGUUUCAUUUAAUAAAUUCAGUUUGAUACU
Messenger RNA from Rubroshorea leprosula, 1725 nucleotides. The record is from the annotation of a GenBank genome assembly. Lineage: Eukaryota; Viridiplantae; Streptophyta; Magnoliopsida; Malvales; Dipterocarpaceae.